Molecule: messenger RNA, 1275 nt
Organism: Carassius gibelio (silver crucian carp)
Lineage: Eukaryota; Metazoa; Chordata; Actinopteri; Cypriniformes; Cyprinidae
Product: ras-related protein Rab-19-like
Exons: 5
Coding region: 413-1123 (236 amino acids)
Cellular component (GO): trans-Golgi network
Molecular function (GO): GTPase activity; GTP binding
Source: RefSeq, a predicted model, not a curated record
AAAUACUCAUGUUUCAUUUUAAAAAUGUGACAAAUAAAUGAGUCUCGUUCCACAUGUACAUUUUGAUGUGCAUGGUUUUCAAAGCAGUCAGUGUCUGCUCUCGUGCACAGUAGACUGCCAUGGUGUAGUUUAACAAAAGACUGUUUCUGAGUCGAACAGAAGGAGUCAUUAGCUUAUCUGCAUUUCCCCGAGUCAACUUGUGACCAGACACGAAGACCUCUGACCUCUGGACCGGGCCGAGAGCCAGACGCACCCCUCACACAGAUGAGUGCAUUGUCCGGCGUGAGCAUGAGUGUGUGUGGGUGUGUGUGCAUUCACAGUUUACGCACAAUACUGUAGAUUUCAUCCCUUCACAUUCUCAUAAACACACUGGAGCAGAGACACUACUGUAAACAAACUGCAGUUCCCAGAGAUGCAGUGGUGCAGGUGGGCAGGAGACUGGACGUCUCGCCUCAAGACGCAGGUAGACGGGUCCACAGGGCAGGACGAUGGAGACGGCUGUGACUUUCUGUUCAAGAUCAUCCUGAUUGGUGACAGUAAUGUGGGAAAGACCUGCGUGAUCCACAGCUUCAAGUCUGGGCUCUUCAGUGACAGCCAACACAACACUAUUGGAGUGGACUUCACCGUUCGCACCAUAGACAUCGACGGGAAGAGAGUGAAGAUGCAGGUGUGGGACACAGCGGGACAGGAGCGUUUCCGCACCAUCACACAGAGUCACUACCGAAGCGCCCACGGGGCCAUGAUUGCAUACGAUCUGACCCGACGAGCCACCUUCGAGUCUCUGCCGCACUGGAUCCAUGGUGUGGAGCAGUAUGGAGCCGCCAACCUCGUCUUCGUUCUGAUAGGUAAUAAGUGUGACCUGGAGGCACAGAGGCAGGUGCUGUUUGAGGAUGCGUGCACGCUAGCGGAGCGCACAGGUGCACUAGCGGCGCUCGAGACCUCCGCCAAACAGCAUCACAACAUCGAGGAGGCCUUCGAACUGAUGGCACGAGAACUCAUAGCACAGUACGGAGGAACAGUCCCUCAGGACAGCCAAUCAGAUUCACAGACUGUUUACCUGCACUCAGACUCUCAUCCAAUCGAUGAAGGAGAACGCCUGGAGAAGGGGUCAUGUGACUGCUGACUGACAAAUGAUUCGUUGAAAGGAACUCAGCACUGAAUAACUCUGUUGAGUGGAUUCCGACUGCUCUGAUUGGCCACCGAGUUCCAGAAGUUCAACAGAUAUGUCUGUGAUUGGCUAGAUUUCUCAACGCUGUAAAACACAAAUACGCACUG